AAAAAAAAAAAACAAGAAGAAGAAGCGGAGCCGCCUAUGUGUGGGCCCGCGCUCCCACUCGUGCGCGAGCAAACGAAAGCGAGACCGAGACGCCACCUUUCCUCCUCCUUGCCUGGCUGCCUCGUUGCCUCCGCCACCGCCGCCCGGAGCCCGCAGCCGUCGACCUCCCGGGUCCCCGGCCGUCGAUUCCUCCGCUACCAACUCGCGGCUGAACUUCAAGAUGAUGGCAUCCACACUCUCAACUUCAUGCACUCUCAGAGGCAACUUUGGCAUUCAAGUCUCGGUUGCUGCAGUGAAGAGCCCUUUAUCUGCGAGUUUUCUCAGCCACCCCUCUGUGACCUCUAGCCUGAAAACCUCCAGGAAACUUGGUCUUGCUGCAAUGGCUGUCUACAAGGUGAAGCUCGUCUCACCAGAAGGGGACGUGCAUGAGUUUGAGGCUCAAGACGAUACUUACAUCCUGGACUCUGCUGAGUCUGCUGGAGUGGAGCUGCCAUACUCAUGCCGUGCUGGGGCUUGCUCUACAUGCGCUGGCAAAAUUGAGGCUGGCAUCGUUGAUCAGUCAGACGGAUCAUUCCUUGAUGACUCGCAGCAGGCUGAGGGAUACCUUCUUACCUGUGUGUCCUACCCGAGGUCUGACUGCGUCAUCCAUACUCAUAAGGAAGGUGAACUGUACUAGCCGGUCCCAUUGGGAUUGAGAUACAGAUGCACUCGAAAUUGUUAAGGAGCGACAUCCAGCUCAUGUAUCAUUUUAGAUAUCCUAUCAUGCAGAAUGCAGCGAUGCUCUAGCCUCUAGGCAGUCAAUUAAUUAGGUUGAACAAAAAACAUGACGCGCAAAGUUAGCUCAUUCAACUGCUGAAGUUUUGGAUGUCUCCGAAUAAUAAAAUGGAGAAAACAGUGUGACUGAAUGUUGCCCAUCGUGUUGGUGUUGUGCUAUGCAUCUUCAUGGAUUUUUGAUCUUGGAAGUUGCAGCAAUCUGAUUCUGCAUAGUUUUAUA
Setaria italica (foxtail millet) is the source of this 994-nucleotide messenger RNA. RefSeq names its product ferredoxin-3, chloroplastic. The record is from RefSeq and is a predicted model, not a curated record. The transcript is spliced from 2 exons. Gene Ontology annotation, biological process: electron transport chain. Gene Ontology annotation, molecular function: electron transfer activity; 2 iron, 2 sulfur cluster binding. NCBI's taxonomy places the organism in Eukaryota, Viridiplantae, Streptophyta, Magnoliopsida, Poales, Poaceae. Bases 221 to 676 code for a protein of 151 amino acids.